AUGAUCUGGAAAAAACGUCAGGAGAAGACUGACUUUAUGCCAGACGGACGGCCCAAACGCUGGAAGCAGCAUUUCUUUGAUGCCCUCACCCGCACCAUUGAGAACAAGGUCCAGGGCUGUGCUGUGGAUGGGGAGAAUGAGAAGAAUCGGCUAGUACGACACAAUGAGGCCAUCCGGCAACAUGCGCUCACAGAUCUGCGUAUUGCCAAGAAUAUUUGUCCAACCGUUUUUCCGCCCGACUACAAUGUCUUCGAUCGUUUUGUGGAGAUCUAUCACGAUGCGAUUGGCGCUCACCUGGAGACACUAAUCAACAAUGGCCUAAACGACACGGAGAUUGUUCAGCUUCUCGGUUGGAUCAAUGCCUAUCAGUGA
This is a messenger RNA of Dibothriocephalus latus, 372 nucleotides long. NCBI's taxonomy places the organism in Eukaryota, Metazoa, Platyhelminthes, Cestoda, Diphyllobothriidea, Diphyllobothriidae. The record is from the annotation of a GenBank genome assembly.